UCAAAUCUUCUUUCUCAACUCCUCCUCUCUGUGUUUCUCCGGCGAAACUCUUAACGGUCAUUUCUUGGAGAACAGUCCAGACUGAGGGUGAGAGCAAAGAUUCCAGACUUCUUCCGUUCAGAUUCUUCUGAAAUUGGUCGUGAUUGAGGUUUAUUUGUUUCGGUAAGUGCAUGAUUCUUGAUUUGGAUUCAUGUUGGGGUGAUCUGCGGUGUAAAUUUAGGGUUUCAGGGUGCGAUUUGAACGGGAAUAAUGGUUGCUGCUGUAUCAAUGGCGUUGAAUACUAAUACCGUGGCUCAGACUCCGAGAGUGCCUCACUCUCAAAACCUUACGAGGCCGCCUCUUUUACCUUCUGACCCCGACAAUGGCGCAGCGGCUCGACGGCCCAAAUCCCGGGAAGUUACUUCUCGGUACUUGUCGUCUUCCACUCCCUCUUCUUCUUCUACAUCGGUGCUGAGACGAUACCCGUCCCCUUCGGUUUCCGGAACGUCUACUUCGACGUCUGUUCUGACUCCGAUGCCGUCGUCGUUUAGGCGGUCGGAAUCGGUGGAGAGACCUCAGCGAGGGACUCCUCAUCCUAAUUCGUUGGAUCUCAGAUUUGGUCAUGCUAAUGGAAGGGGUGAGAUGUCAGCUGCUCAGAAACUGUUGUUCAAUUCGACACGGAGCCUAUCGGUUUCUUUCCAGGGCGAAUCGUUCCCUUUGCAGGUUAGUAGACCAAAGCCUGCGCCGACUCCUGGUAUUCGGAAGGGUACGCCGGAGCCGAGAAAAAUAGCCACACCAACAAGAGGUGCUGGUGGCGGCGACCAGACUGAGAAUAUGAAGCCAGUAGAUCAGCAGCGGUGGCACAGUGGUCACCGGCAGGCGAAUUGUAUGAGCAGGAGUUUGGAUUGUGUGGAUGAACGGAAGAAGGUCGCUGGUGGGUCUGGGAAUGUAGUGAGAGCGCUGCAGAGUUCGUUUGUCGAUGACAGGACUUCAUUUGAUGGAAGACUAAGUUCUGAUUCUGCAAAUAUAGAAUCGGAGAAGGCGGUAGAGCCUCUUACUGCAGGAACUUCGGCUGAUAGUUUAGACGUUUUGUCCGACCCUCUUGCUUCUGAUUCUGAGAGUGUUACACUGGAGGGUGGUGCCGGAAAAGCACAGCGUGGCCCUCGAGUCAUGGUGGUUCCGGCGAGAGUUUGGCAAGAGACCAACAAUCGGUUGCGACGGCAGCCAGAGACGGGGUGUCCAAUAUCUAAGAACAUUGGAGCAAAAACUUCAGUUCCUUCGAAGGUAAACAUUCCCAAGAAGCAUUCAAUGGAUAGUCCAGCAUCAUCUCCUCGCCAGGUUGCUAAUAACAUGGAGCCGCCGUCAUCUCCUCUGUCCCCAAGUAAACUUUUAGUGUCCUCCAUAUCAUCAUCACCUUCAAAAGGAAGCCCAUCUCGUGUGAGAUGCUCAGUGACAAAUGGGUUCAGUAAUAACUGGAGUAGCACGCCAUCGACUUUGAAUUUUGCUAAUGAUACUCGAAGAGGGAAAAUGGGGGAUACCCGUAUGGCUGAUGCACAUUCAUUGAAGACGUUGUAUAACAGGCUUUUACAGUGGCGUUUUGUGAAUGCUAGAGCAGAGGCCACCUCUUCGAUACAGAGUUUGAAUGCAGAGAGAAACCUCCACAGUGCUUGGAAUAGUAUUUCAAAACUGCGUGAAUCUGUUGCAGCUAAAAGACAUGAGAUGCAAUUACUACAGCACAAACUGAAGUUGGCUUCUAUCCUCAACUCUCNUUCGGUAGAAUUUUAA
Cucurbita pepo subsp. pepo (vegetable marrow) is the source of this 1764-nucleotide messenger RNA. The record is from RefSeq and is a predicted model, not a curated record. NCBI's taxonomy places the organism in Eukaryota, Viridiplantae, Streptophyta, Magnoliopsida, Cucurbitales, Cucurbitaceae.